CAUCCACAAGUUUUCUUUCUGUUGACUUCUAAACUUUUUUGUAUAAAAUUGAAAUAGUAGUUUAAUCAUUCUCUAUAAGUGUUUAAACACGAUGUGUAAUACUGACAAGGCAGCUGGGGUUUCAUUCGGAAACGUAGGUAUCUCUUAAAGACAGCAGAUCCGCUGUAAAUCAUUAAGUUUACAACCUAUGUAGCUUUUAAUAAUGAAUUUCAUCUUUCCCAGGUAAAUUUUACUCCAUCGGAACAAGAGGCAAUUCAGAACGCCUUAAAUCAAAAGCUUGGGCCAGAAUAUAUCAGCCAAAGAGCAGGGGCAGGUGGACAGAAAGUAAAUAUCAAUUAAUCUGCUUUUAAUUGUGCUGUGUUGUAAAGAAACAGUCAAUCAAUCAAAGACUUUAUUUAACUUCGAAUUUGUUGAAUGCAAAAUUGCUAAUAUCUCCGCAGCUACAGCUACAAUCUAUGCAUGUGUCUUUCAAACAACCAUCUAUCCGGUAUAGCUACCUAUAAGCUAACAUGUUUAUUAUUUUGUACCGGUAUUAAGCUUGCUUAUGUGGAAGGAUGGAAACUCAUAAAUCUGGCAAAUGAAACAUUUGGCUUCAAUGGAUGGUCGCAUUCAGUAACCCACCAAAAUAUAGGUGAGCAUUUAUACGAAAAUGUUUUAGGUAAUGAUCAGCAGAAUUACUUGUUUGCAAUUCAUACUUUACACCCUUCACAUGAUACCUUAAACAAUUCAAUGGUUUCUUUCUUCUCCCAACCAAGACUUUGUUGAUCAGGUGGCAAACAAGUAUUAUGUCGGAGUGAGUGCUUUUGUAAAAGUUCAGUUAAAGGUAUGACUUAUUUCAAUGCAAAAAUCACUCUUUUUACUAAAAAUCAUUGAGACCUGCCGCAAGAGCUCUCUAUAAGGUUCAAUUCUUGCUGUCUUGUUUAGCAAGAUCUAUAUUAAGACUUUGUCACACAGUCUGACAUUUUUUUUCUCCAAACACAAGAUAUUGUAUGGAGACAAGGAUAGAGAACUUUGCAAAGUUUUGCAAAAUUAUUACUACAACACCUUGGAAUACUGACAUUGAUUCCUUUUUUAUUUAUUUUUUUAAACAUUGUUGUAGGAUGGCGUUUACCAUGAAGAUAUUGGUUAUGGAGUCUCAGAAGGAAUGAAAUCCAAAGCUUUAUCACUUGAAAAGGCAAGAAAAGAGGCAGUUACUGAUGGUCUAAAAAGAGCCCUCAAGUAAGUUUGCUUUAGGCUGUUAGACAAAACACCGACUCCCAGUCCACCCUAAAGUGCACUACCACGUUGAAGUUUAGUGAUUAGGGUUAGAAAACUGAGUGAAUCAGGUUCCAUUUAGGGUCAAUAGGCUGAUUUAGCAACGGGACGAGAACGUCAGUUGACGACAGGAAAGUGCACAGGAAGGGCUAAACACUACUUCCGGUCCUCAAUUUGCCGCUCUGCCAUUGGUCAAGCCUGUAGUUUGAUUUGCGCGCACCGUUGUCAACUGACGUUCCUGUUCUGUUGCUAAAUCAGCCUAUUAUACUGGGAAAACUGACCUGAGACUUGAUUCACUUAGUUUCCUAACCCUAAUAACUAAACUUCAGGAGUGUACUCCAUUUUAGGGUAGUCCAUGGUGGUAGUCCAUGGACUGGGUGUCAGUGUUUUCUCCACCAUGAGACAAAAUGCAGGAUUCACAUAUAGGAGGUCCCUCACACAAGGUUUCAGCUACAAUCGCAUUACUUUGACCGAAAAAAUAUUAAUAUGUGGUAUUUUGGGUACACUGUGAGUGGUCACUUUCAAGUCAGGUGGACGUGUAGGUAAAAUUCUGUCCUCACAUUAAAGAAGAAUUUCCUUUUCUCCCAUGAAUAAUAGAUACCUUUUAGAUUUGAGGAUGAGGGCCAUUAUGGGGACAAGAUUUAACUAAAACGUUUUUCACAGUCCCAAAAAAUAUACACCCUGGAAAGCUUCAUAAUUGUACUUUUUUUCAGUGUGGCUAAAUGUAAUUUAGGUAAAGUUAACCUCGAAGCAAUGCUGAUCAGCAGUUUUUCCAGCUAUACUGAGGGUGGCCCAAUGCCUUUAGCGAGGGUACCUCAUGACUUGUAUACCCAGUUGCUUGCUUGCAGUUCUUUGCAAAGUGUUUUGCAAUAGCUUGCUGUUUCCGUGCCAUUUUGCGCUUUGGUUUUUCCCAUCCCUCCCUCCCGCUUGAGGUAAGGGCCAGGGCCGGGUUGUUCAAAGCCAGGUGAAGAUAACCCAGGGUUAGUUCGAGAUUUGAAUUCAAAUAUGAAAGCUUAAAAAGCAAAUUCAGUUUUAUUUUUUUUGCCUGCAAUAUGAUGAUUGGAUGCUCUAUAAAGAAUAGAGAAAAUUAUCCAGGAAAAUGCUUUUGAACAAAAGAAAAACUUAGAAACCCAGGUUAAAAUUUAACCCUGGGUUAGCACUAAUCGGCCUUCGAACAACUGGGCCCAUGUUAGUAUUGGUCAGGAAGUAUUCCACUGAAUUGUUCAGUGUGAUGGUGCCUGUUAAGGGCCACUCGCAGGCUUGCCAUGGAUACCUCCUCUUCAUGCUAGAGCAUUGUCCAGCUCCACCAACUUUGUAGGCACCAGUGCCCAAGCUAAUGUAUUAGUGAUGAGUUUAAGCAGAAAAAUUAACAUGGUUAUUUUUAUUAAAGGAGGUUAAGCCCUCUCAGGAUUGCAAAAUGAUAAAACUACUAACAUUUGACAACUUGCUUCUGCAACUAAAACACAAAAGGCUAUCAAAUUUUCCUGCCAAAAUGACACUGGUUCAUGCAUGCACACUAUGUAGUAUCAAGAAAAUCUCGCCAUCCUAGUUGUCCUCAUCUUAGAAUGUGAAGGUCAUUAAUAAUCAAGGCUAGGAAGCUAAGGAAAUUCUGAGUCAAAUUACAUGUAGGUUGAAUACUGCUUUAAUGUGAGGAAUGGAUUUUACCUACAGCCGAGACAUAUAUAUAAAAAGGUUGGAUUGUAAAUGAAAUCAUUGUGAUGUACCUUCAUGAGGAAAGGAUACUCCAAGUUAUAAUAAAUUUUAUUUUAAUUUGCCUCGUAGGAGCUUUGGACAGUCACUUGGCAAUUGUAUAAGUGACAAAGAUUACUUAAAAUACAUUACAAAACAACACAAAUCAGUAAGUUUUUAAAACUCAAGCCUACUUUAUACACAAUGUAUCUUGUAUUUUUCCAAUAAGAAUAAUUAAGUGUAGAAUCCCAAUUGGAGAAUGAUGUAAAUCCUUCUUAUAGAAACUUAGAGCAAAAAAAUGGAACUAUCAUCCAAAUGCCCAGUGGGAUAAACAGAAUAUAUCUUAUUGGUCUGAGUACAUUGCUAUAUAUUCUGAUUUUUACAGGAAUCAAAAGGGUGGGACUAUCAAGGGAAAAUGUGAAGAAAACAGUCUUGUUAACAGUAAUAAAUUUUUCUUAAUUCUCUCACACUUUAGUUAAAUGCUGAGUAUGAUUUAAACCACAUGAGGAGGCCUGGUCAAGGUCUGACAACAAAAGUUACCGUCAACCACAUCCAACAAUCUGAGAAGACAAGUGAAACCACAGCAAGUAUAUAUUACGUCUGCUUCUUCAUAUGCUAUACUAUUACUGAACGAUACACAAUGAAAAAUGUGCUGUACUUUAUUAAUACUACUUUAUUUUUCGAUGCUGACUAGUUUAAAAGAAGGACACUCAAGUUCGUGCGAAAAGCAUAGUGAUUAUAAUCAUCACCCUUUACAGUAAAUUUACAAGUCAUAUCAUUAUUCAGACAUUAACUUCAAGAAAAGCUCAUAAAUUAAAAGUCUGGCUAUGACACAAGACAUUAUUGUGUAAGUUAGUCUUACACCAUUGAGACUUAUUGGAAAGUUCUAUUUAUGUUGUCAGCUGUAUUGAAAUUUAUGUUCAGCAAGUACUAAAUCAGCCUUUUGUUAGCAGAUACUAUUCCAAAAAAAAAAUGAAAAUGAAAAAAAGCAACAACCUCAUGUUUCUUUUUCCCUAGAUGAUUGUAACGGCAACACUUGUCAGGCUCAAGUCAUUUCUACUUCCAAAAUCUCUGGAAAAAAUUCUGAUGAACUCACCUCAGAAACUACAAAAUAUGUUACACCAAACACUAAUGCCUUAAAACCUGUGGCAAGAAAAGAAGUUAGAACUCCACUGGAAGAUCUUAAUUCACCAAAGACUGGGCCUCCCCAUCUUCCUCUGAGAAAACCUGUUGCAGCCUCUACCCCUGCAGUACCCCUUGCCAGAAAACAUUGUACCUCUUCAGUGACCACACCCAUAGACUGCAGGUCACUUACAUCAAUGGGUGAUGCUACACCACAACAGGACAAUUACAGCGUCAUUCCAGAAGGUGACCUAUCACAUUGUCAUACUGUUUAACAAUGCAAGAAACUCAAGUGGAACCACCAACUUUUUGAAAUUCAAACAGAUCUUGCUUUUUUUGAUUGGCUAAUCAAUAAAUUAUUCAAGUCUGCUAGCUUCGUUGUCAACAUGACCUGUUAUUGGCCAAUUUUAUCAUUCUCAAUUUUAUUAUUAGAGCAGCAUGCAAAGAACGUCAUGUCUUGAGAGCUCAGAACUGGUGGAUUUUGCUAUUGGGCUAGUCAAUGCUGUUCUUAACUUGCCCAAUAAACAAGUGAAGUUUUCAGCAGAAUUCAAAUUACAGUAGAAAAACUGUAAUCACUUCUACUCAUCCCGUAAAACUGACUUUCUCUGCACCCUGUGGAGUUACAAUUUAUUUUUGCUAUUUUUGUAAAGUUCAACCCCUGGUUGUUACAUAUCUUUCUAUGCUUGAAGAAAAGAAUAACCACAAAUAUUUGUCUCAAUAGAUGAUCCAAUGCUAUGGAAUCAGUCAUUCGGAUUUGAAGAGGCUCUCAUAUGUUGCAGUGAUGAAUUCUUAAUGAGACCAGAGGAAAGUAACCUGGAAAACCAUCCUCUUGAGGAGAAUGAUGUAAAACUGACUGGGUAUGUAUAAUCAUAAUAGUUAAAUAAAAUAAAAUACUUUUGUUCUUCUUUACGAAAAUGUGUAGGGUACUUUGAACAGUUUACAUCACUCAUUUUGUCGUGCAUAGUAAAGAUUUUGUCUCGUGGAAAAGUUGUCAUGUUCAAGAAGAAUCCAUCCCUCAAUUUCUUUUCUGGAGUAAAAAGGGUAAUUCCCUAGUAAAAGAACCUAACAUAGAUUGUAGAUGAAACUUGGUACACUGAUGUAACAAGUCAAGAAGAUGAUAAAAAAGUAACAAAAAGUGGGGGUCACCGUGCUCGUUUUGACGUCACAAUGCUGACAAAUACGGCUAUGUUGGACCCUUUGACAAAAACCGCGCGCAGCCCAAAACUAAUCAAAAAGGAGAGAUUUUUUCAAUGAUGCAUGUGGUAUCGCACAGAAUUUGACUUGAAUGCAUUGUUUAUCCACUUACGUACCAGAAAAAUGCCUUUUAGUGCCCUUGUUUUUACUUUACGCUCCAAAGUAGGAUUAAAUUGGACACGCUCUAUUCGACCCGUGAUAGCUCAAUCCAUACAAUUUAGUAAAAUUGCCAAAAAACUGAACAUAGAUUUGUGCCAGUUUUUUUGUCAUCGAAAGGAAGCACUGUCCUUAUUAAAAUCAUGAAAUAAAAGAUGGGGGUCACCGUACUCGUUUUUGCGGUAGAGCUGCAGAAAGUGCACACCAAAUGCAUUUUCUCCGAUUUUUGAGAGAGGACUGGGGCGAGUUUCAAAAUAGAAUGUAUGUGAAAGGGGGAAGAAAGUAUUAAAAAAUCCGUUUUUACAUAAUUUACAUCGAGAUAUCACAUUUAGGGCACAAUGUGAUAAAGAAAGCGUUUAAAUGGAAAUCAAAGUGAGUAAGCACAAUUUAAACAUCCACUAUCAGGUUCUCCGUGAGGAUGUCGAACUCAGCAACACGCGUACUGCUUACAUUAUGCACAUUCCCAACACAUUGAGUCUCACUUCGGAAGGAAACAACCGCUAGCAAAAAUUGCGAUAACGUUUCUCUUCAGUCAACUUCAUUUUAAUAAUGUUACUUCACAUGCUCUUUUUUUGGACCGAAAAUUCCGGAAAUUUUGGUCGAAUGGAUCGCGCCCACGGUGACAUUCCCUUGAAUAAUAAGUUCGCUUUUCAAUUUUAUCAGUUGACGUUAAUCCUUUCCUGGACGACACACCUUUUACCCUGGGUACCAGAGGUUUUUUCUCGCGUGCGACGAGGAGCUUUCGCCGGGUGUCGGCCGCAGGCCGACACGCCUUCGGCCGAAAACGAGCGGCGAAGCCUUCAGAAAAAACUUUCGGGUCACUUAUAAGACUUGACCGAAACAGGAAACCGCGCAUGAAAAGUCUCUGGUACCCAGGGUACACACCUUUUGGCUUUCCCGUUUUCUUCUGAGUAUAAAAACCACGUUUUGAGAUUUCAGUGAACUCUGUGACUUGCUGGUUUAUAAAAAGGUUGAGUUUGAUCGUCCGGGUGAACUGGUUUAUAGUUGAAAUUUUCAAAAAUCAAUUGACAUCUCCCCUUUAAAAUUGGCCGUUGGUCGAUGAGCAUUGUAGAUAUUUCCCACUGUUAAUACAGUUUUAAUUAUUUCUUAUUCUAGCAUCGAUAACAGAAGCAGUCAUCGUGUAUCGGCCCCAAUUAACUCCGCACAUUCAAGUAACAACACCAGCAACUACAGAAGCAUUGAUAAGCAAUCCUCCUUCUCCAAGCCUUUUCAUCCUGUUUCAAACAAAACCGUCUACUCUGCUCUCACAAAUCAACCAGGUAAGCCGGAUUUCAGUUCGGUCCCAGGAUCUCAAGUGAGAGAGAAUAUGAAACAAACGCGAUGUGUUGCGUAAAAAAAAAGACCCUAUCCAUGGUUUUGCAACAAACACUUGCGUCACCACUUGCCACGCGUUACUACGCUUGUGAUUGGUUAAUUUCCCGCUCAAAAAGCACGGGGAAAAUGGUGAGCACGCACGUCCGACUUUCUUUUGGUGCUAGGAAAGGGCAUGACUUGUUUCUGAAGUACUCGAAAUGAUUAAAGGGUUCCUUGGCCAGAUACCGUAAAGUUAGCCUGAAUUUCAACUGAUUACUUCGAGUCGUUAUUAUCUCCCUCCCUGACGCCAAUUUCAUGUUGUCAUUCGACCUUGUUGCUUUUACAGUCAAGUGUAAUGAUUCUGUUAGCUUUUCUUUCUUGUUUCCUUGUUUUCUUUUUUCUCCGUUAAGGACCAAAUAGCUUCUUUUCAAUUAAAGGAAAUUGUUGUGUUUUUGAACUAAGUGUUCCGUGUGUGUUUUGUAUUUCAUUGCGUGAUUGUGACCGAGUCUGAAUUACAACCAGUUCCAAGUACUGCAUGCAGUUGAUAGUUUGGGGAACGUUUUAACAACCUGAAUUACCAUCGAAAAGAGCAAAGUAAUUCUGUCAGCUGUUCUGUGUCAUGUAGACAUUUCCAAACGAUAUUUCUUGGUUUGCCACUUGAAAAUCGUGUUUUACUUUUUACGUGAAUUAAAGCAAAGGAGUAGUGACGUCACUGGACGGCAUUAACGGCCGGUCGAUUCAGACGUUUACUGAGGGAGUAAUAACGACUCGAAGUAAUCGGAUGAAAUUCAGGCUAAUGAGGUCCUUCAAAAAUCCUCAAAAAAUGAUUGCAAUUUUUCUUAUGAACCCUGAUACAGAGUUAUAAACGGGCUAAUCUCAAUUAUAAAGCCUCAUGUCAUUUAUAAAGCCUUAAUUAUUAGGCUGACUGUAAGUAUCACUGAAGUUUUUUAUGGUACAGUGACGAAACUGUAAGGCUGUUCACAGUCCCCUACUUUUCCGUAAGAUCAUCGAGAAGUCUUAGCGUUACGGGCGGCCAUCUUGGAUGAGUUUCACAUCAACUGCCCCUUCGGUACAUAUGAAACCAAGAUGGCCGCCCGUAACGGUAAGCGCUCGAUACUGACGAUCUUACGAAAAAAUAGGGGACUCUGAAAAGUCUACGAAACUGCAGUUUAUGUGAAAGUUUUAAGGUACGUGUAGUAUUAAAUCAGCGAUAGUAAGGCCAGCUUUGCUGUGAAAUAUUGCGAAGCACAGUCUAAAAGCUGCCUUUCGCAAUGCAAUGACUGAUUUCAUCUUCCCUUUCUUUCCACAGAAAACGCGAAACGAAGAAAAGUGGAGCAAAUCGCUCCCAGAUGA
This is a messenger RNA of Porites evermanni, 8082 nucleotides long. The record is from the annotation of a GenBank genome assembly. NCBI's taxonomy places the organism in Eukaryota, Metazoa, Cnidaria, Anthozoa, Scleractinia, Poritidae.